Messenger RNA from Yamadazyma tenuis ATCC 10573, 1536 nucleotides. The record is from RefSeq and is a predicted model, not a curated record. Lineage: Eukaryota; Fungi; Ascomycota; Pichiomycetes; Serinales; Debaryomycetaceae.
CGAGAAUGUUUGAAUUAACCAGCACGUAUAAAUCACUGACUGAACGCCCGCCGGAGUUAACCGUAGUUAACCGGCGCAAUGGUUUGUCUUGGAAAAACUAAACAAAAUUGUUCAAAUGGUUACCGAAAUUUAUAAGAGUACUCAUGACCAGGCUCUAUACCCAGUAAGAUCCGUAGAAGCGUCCGAAAAUCAUUAGUUCUGUUAGUAAUACCCAUUAAAAAGAUAGCAUAACUGCCGCGGUGGAGAAGAACGGCGGAGAAAGACUAUUAGUGUAUGCAGGGACUUUUGAAACUAGUAUAAAAGAACCGGAAAUACUCCCAAUUAUCCUUACUAUUCAAGUUACAAACAAAUAAAUGAAGAUAUUUGUUACUGGAGGUUCAGGCUUCAUUGGAAGUAAAGUAGUGGAAAUUUUAAUUUCUAAGGGUCAUUCCGUGAUUGGUUUAGCUAGAUCAGACGCAUCAGCUGAGAAAUUGGAGGCUGCUGGAGCUGAAGUGGUGAGAGGCGAAUUAACUGAAAUUGACUUGUUGAUAAAAACUGCCGCUGAGGCAGAUGGAACUAUCCACUUAGGAUUUCUCCAUGACUUUACCAGGUUUGCUUACUGUAUGGAAAUGGAUCAAAAGAUUGUAACCGCCAUAUGCGAAUCUUACAAAGGCACCAACAAGUUUUUCAUCAACUCCACUGGUACCUUGGGCUUACAGGGCCCCGAUCUCACGGAUGAAGACUCACCAGUUCCACCUCCAUUACUUCCCGGUUUCUCAAUAAGAGGUGAAACCGAAAAAAAAUUGUUGGCCUAUGCUAAGGAAGGAGUCAGAGUGGUGUCGAUAAGACUUUCACCAACUGUUCACGAUGUAGACUGCAAAGGGUUGAUUCCAAGCUUCUACGGAAUGUUCAAAAAAGCGGGAGCUGCGUACUACCCAGACGCUGGUGACAAUGUGUGGCCAUUUGUUCACAGAGAUGAUGCUGCCGAGUUAUACACAUUGGCUGUUGACAAGGCUGCAGCUGGUACUGUGUUGCACGCAAUUGCAGAACCAGGAGUCUCAACUAAAGAAAUCGCAGAAGCAAUGGCCAAGAAAGGUGGGCUUGAGGCCAAAUCUAUUCCAAAGGCCCAGCUUUUUGAGAUACUUGGUCCAUUGUUCGGUGCUCUUUAUUCUGCGAACAAUCAUGUUUCUAGUGAAAAGACAAAGAAACUCACUGGCUGGGUCCCAACUGGGGCUACGUUCCUCGAGGACUUUGCUGCCAGCACCACUUACUAGCUUAUAUUGUAGAUUGAGCCUUAACCAAUAUAUGACUUUUGAAUAUGCGAAUCUGGAAACCAUAACCACAAGCUCGACUUCUAUCACCUCAGUACACCACACAAAUGAUCUCAGACAUCUUCUCAAAGCCAAAGAGUCGCAUCAUGUCAACUGCAAGGAUCUUUUCUGUUUCAGUCAAACUGUUGAAAGACAACAGAUACCUCCUGGUCAUUUGUGUUAUAUCAAUAAACGAAAACACCCGCUCGCUGGUCCUGGCUGGAUUUUGAAGGAUCUGUUGUAGCUG